Molecule: messenger RNA, 1700 nt
Organism: Tachyglossus aculeatus (Australian echidna)
Lineage: Eukaryota; Metazoa; Chordata; Mammalia; Monotremata; Tachyglossidae
Gene: IMPDH2
Product: inosine monophosphate dehydrogenase 2
Exons: 15
Coding region: 3-1619 (538 amino acids)
Biological process (GO): GTP biosynthetic process
Cellular component (GO): cytoplasm
Molecular function (GO): IMP dehydrogenase activity
Source: RefSeq, a predicted model, not a curated record
GCAUGGCCGACUACCUCAUCAGCGGCGGCACCUGCUACGUCCCGGACGACGGGCUCACGGCGCAGCAGCUCUUCAACUGCGGCGACGGACUCACCUACAAUGACUUCCUUAUUCUUCCUGGCUACAUUGACUUCACUGCAGACCAAGUGGACCUGACCUCUGCAUUAACCAAAAAGAUCACGCUGAAGACCCCGCUCAUCUCCUCCCCGAUGGAUACGGUCACGGAGGCAGGGAUGGCCAUCGCCAUGGCGCUCACCGGCGGAAUCGGAUUCAUCCAUCACAACUGCACCCCAGAAUUCCAGGCCAACGAAGUGCGGAAAGUGAAGAAAUACGAGCAGGGCUUCAUCACCGAUCCUGUGGUCCUGAGCCCCAAAGACCGAGUCCGAGACGUGUUCGAAGCCAAAGCCCGCCAUGGCUUCUGCGGUAUUCCCAUCACAGAUAACGGCAAGAUGGGCAGUCGGUUGAUGGGGAUCAUCUCCUCCCGAGACAUUGACUUCCUCAAAGAGGAGGAGCAUGACCUGUAUCUCGGAGAGAUCAUGACGAAGUGGGAGGAUCUGGUGGUGGCUCCGUCUGGGGUCACGUUGAAAGAAGCAAAUGAAAUCCUGCAGCGGAGCAAGAAAGGAAAGCUGCCAAUUGUGAAUGAAGAUAAUGAAUUGGUGGCGAUCAUUGCUCGCACGGACCUGAAAAAGAACCGUGACUACCCGCUGGCUUCUAAGGAUGCCAAGAAACAGCUACUGUGUGGGGCGGCCAUUGGCACGCAUGAAGACGACAAGUACCGACUUGACUUACUGGCCCAGGCCGGGGUUGAUGUCGUCGUGCUGGAUUCCUCCCAGGGCAACUCCAUCUUUCAGAUCAACAUGAUCAAGUACAUCAAAGAAAAAUAUCACAACCUGCAGGUUAUUGGUGGCAAUGUUGUGACAGCUGCACAGGCCAAAAACCUGAUUGACGCUGGGGUGGAUGCCUUGCGCGUUGGGAUGGGCAGUGGCUCUAUCUGCAUCACCCAGGAAGUGUCUCCAAAGAUCCCUCCAGACAUAAAGUCCCACAGCCCCAAAUGCCCUUCUACUGUCACGGGCACUUAUAUGCUGGCGUGCGGGCGACCUCAGGCGACGGCGGUGUACAAGGUAUCCGAAUACGCCCGGCGCUUUGGCGUGCCCGUGAUUGCUGAUGGGGGCAUCCAGAAUGUGGGGCACAUUGCCAAGGCCCUUGCCCUCGGGGCCUCCACAGUGAUGAUGGGCUCCCUCCUGGCUGCCACCACAGAGGCCCCUGGCGAGUACUUCUUCUCUGACGGGAUCCGGCUUAAGAAAUACCGAGGGAUGGGCUCCCUGGAUGCCAUGGACAAGAACUUGGGCAGCCAGAACCGUUACUUCAGUGAGGCCGAUAAGAUCAAAGUGGCCCAGGGUGUGUCUGGGGCUGUGCAAGACAAAGGAUCCAUCCACAAAUUUGUUCCCUACCUGAUUGCUGGCAUCCAGCAUUCCUGCCAAGAUAUCGGUGCCAAGAGUUUAACACUUGUCAGAGCCAUGAUGUAUUCAGGGGAGCUCAAGUUCGAGAAGAGGACAUCAUCUGCCCAGGUUGAGGGCGGGGUCCAUGGACUCCACUCCUAUGAGAAACGACUUUUCUGAGAAAUAGUCCCCACCUGCCUUACGUGUAUUUCCAGUCUGUCCCUAUUACUUAAAUUUUUCAAUAAAAUAUUGGAAAAGACA